Doryrhamphus excisus (bluestripe pipefish) is the source of this 4445-nucleotide messenger RNA. RefSeq names its product shisa family member 7 (gene shisa7b). The record is from RefSeq and is a predicted model, not a curated record. Gene Ontology annotation, biological process: regulation of short-term neuronal synaptic plasticity; regulation of AMPA receptor activity. Lineage: Eukaryota; Metazoa; Chordata; Actinopteri; Syngnathiformes; Syngnathidae. Gene Ontology annotation, cellular component: AMPA glutamate receptor complex; postsynaptic density; postsynaptic membrane.
GCGGACAGAAAGGCAUCGACGCCCGGCAGGAGCGUCACACGGAGGCCGUUCACGUCGACUGACACGUCCGGAACUCCAGAACCGGACUCGGCGCUCCAUUUUUUAUACGUUUAGUUUUCCUUCAUUUAUUUUUGUGAUUUUUCUGCUUUUUGUACCGGACUGCAGGCGCGUGCGUGGCGCCACUGCGGCUGUGAAGUGUCACGUGACCUCCCUUUAUUACCCACGAGCAGCAAGACGACACAGCGUGACACCUGCUGAACAGUGAGGAAUCUGACAGAUCUUCUGGAAGCACCUGGAAGACCCCCCCCACCGCCUCUCUCAUGCCUCAUAAACCAAAAGUGCAGGAGCCAAAGUUUCAAGAGAAGAAGCAAAAAACAAAAGUCCAUCAUGAAGAUGCUGAUCUGACUUGACUGAUUAGCACGUGCUAAUCCCGACGCUGCUACGUGGACACACUGUCGACACGCCUCCUCCUUCCAGCAUUUCUUCCACCGGACGUGACGCCGCCACCCUACGUCCGCCCAGCCCUUUAUCCAACACCAGUGACCUCGCAACGUUUUCGUCCUCUCGCUCCGGCAUGCAGCGCGCGGUGUCCAUGAAGCCAUAGCGAGCGCAGCCAUAACGCCUCCCCGAACCCUGAGGAGCAUCCAUGCUUCACGCCUGCUCAACCUGGACCCGACCCGUCUGAGCUGACGGAUGAGUCCGGACACUUUCAUGUCUGCUGUGUGGGCGGAACCACGCUGCCCCGCUAGAACCGGGCCCAAGCCAUCCUUCGUCCUCUUCUGCUGGCUGGGGUUAAAUUCCGAGCAGAGACACUCGCACAAGGGCGUCCUACGCACAUAGGCCCCGCCCCCAACCCUCACCACUACUCACUCGUUUGCCUUGACGUGCACGUCGAGUUUUGCUGCCAAAACUUCAUCUGGACUUUGUGGCCAAAUUGUGAAUGUGAGGCCUCCAAGAACUUGUCGUGGUUGAGCUCGUUUACAGACGCCAAAACCCUCCAUGUGACUUCAACAGGAAGUGCCAAACAACGUUUACAUACAAGCUUCAAUGUUUACACCUGCUCCAUCUCUUCCCUCCUCGGAUUAACAGUUUACACGUUGUUUUCUUACAUGUCCAGCAGAUCAAACGUGACGUUUGAAGGGCCACGCAUCGCCUAGCAACACCUCCGUUUACAGAAGUUUACAUUCAGGCGACGGAUGAAACCUUUUUUUACGCCAGCUGCCACAGAACCUCCUCAUCAAAUAAUGAAAGCUACAAUUCCUCGAGGGAUGUUUUGCUCGUCCCUGCUGCUUUUCUCCUGCCUUGCUGUUGCCACGGUAACCGCUGAUAACGAUGUCAGGAAGCCGCCGAGCAGCGCCGGCAAACACGCCACCACCCUCUUCCUGCUCACGGGCUACAAGCCGCCGCCGUCCCCCAGAGGCGCACCCAAGAGGGCGGAGAUGGAGGAUGGCGAUGAUGCGCCGCCCAUGGCCGAGCUGCCCCCCAAGCCCCUCCCGCAGACCAUGCUGCCGCGAAACGUGACGGCCGAGGCCCUGAAGCCGCCUCUGGGCGCGGCCCAGGUGGCCCCGCCUCCCAGGCAGCUGGUGGACGUGGACGUGUGCAGGGGUUAUUUUGACGUGAUGGGUCACUUCGACAGCACCUUCAACUGUUCCAAGGGCAGCUACAUCUACUGCUGUGGGACCUGCCACUACAGAUUCUGCUGCGAGCACCAGCGCAGCAGACUGGACCAGGACUCGUGCACAAACUACAAGUCGCCCGACUGGGCCGAACCCCUGGUUCCCGUCACCGUCCCCGCAGGAAACAAGCCCGACCCGGACUUUGAGACUCUCCAGCAGCAGAACAGCAGCACGGCCUACGUCAUAGGCGGCGUCAUCUCCUUCACGCUAGUGGUGGCCGUCGGCGUCCGGAUCGCCUUCAGUAAGGUGGCACGGCGACCACGCAACAGAGACAUCAACAUGCCCAGGUCGCUCGUGGACAUCCUGCGCCACCAGUCAAGUCCCGUGCAGCACGGCGAGAGGAACAACAGCGCCAUGUUGACCACGUCUGACGGCCGCACGUCCAAAAACAUGUACACGCCCAUCCUGCAGAGCAAGGACAACCGCACUGGGAACUUGCUCCACCAUUUUAACCGGCAGGGCUCUGCUUCCAGUCCCAAACACUCUGCUGCCAUCGAGCGUGGGGCCCGCAUGAACAACACCCCCCAGCUCUCCUCCGGCCCCAAGCUGAUAGCGAGCAGUAGUAAAGGCAGCGGCGGCGGUGGCGGCAUCAUGGGGGGCGGCAUGAGGCACAACAGCAGCCACGCUUCCUUCUCGCACUCCUUCCACAACCUGGCCCAGCUGCCGCCAUCCUACGAGGCCGCCAUGAAACCUGAAAUCAGCCGCUACAGCUCCCUCAAGAAGCUGGAGAAAGAGCUGGAUGAAUAUUCCGGCUAUUAUUCGGCCAAGCGUCGCUCCACCAACGCGCCGCCCUCCUUCCACUCCUCACAGCACUACCUUCCCUGGGGGGGGGACUACACAAUGGGCUCCAGGGGCACGCUGCCGCUCAGCGGGUCGCGGCCCAUCCUCCACAUGCCCCCCUCCACGCCAAACCCGUACCCGCUGCCCGUGCAGACGCACUACACGGGCUCCAGCUUUGACCGACCGCCACGCCGCGUCCGCUCCCAGGACCAGCUGCUGGCGCUGGGGGAGGGCAACACGCUGUCCCGCCUGUCCAAGAACCAGCAGUACCAGUACUACAAGGCCGUGAUGGGCGGGAGCAGGAGCUCCGCCUCCCAGACGCUCCGCAGAUCCCACGAGCGGCUUCUGGUGUCUCCCGAUCACCUGGAGGAGCGGAUGAUGACGAUGGGCCUGAUGGGGGGAGCGGAGAGAAGCAGCAUGGUGCCCACGAUGGGGCGCCUGAGCCACCACCAGAAGGCCCAGUCCCAGCAGAACAUCUGUGUCACGCCCUCCAUGGACCGGCACCACAUGAUCAAGAUGAACUCCCACCCGACGUCCGGCCACGAGCACGAGCGCGGCGUGGGCGUGCACGGCGCCUGGGACGGCGGGGCGGGCUCCAUGGGGGGCCACCCCAGCGCCCGACGCAUGGCUUUUGCCAGCAAGCGUCAGAACACCAUUGAGCAGCUCCACUUCAUCCCUGGCGGGGGAGGGGGAGGCCACGCCCUCCGGACUGGGAGUAAGAACGAAGUGACCGUGUGAGACGACGGUUUGAAGUAUGCCGGCGGGAAUGGCCCCCCCGCCGCCUAUUUUAAGGAAAAACCCACAUUCAUUUUUGUGCGCCAUGUUGUAAAAACCCCAAAGCUCCUUUUAGGAUGUUCGGUGCGGUGAAGGGUCCGAUGACACCAGCACCAGAGGCACAAAUACGUCUUCUCAUCUCGUUAGCGACACAGCUACAUCUUCUUGCUACGUAGUGAUUUUCCAUGUGAGGAAGCAUAGCUAGCUAGCCUGUUAGCUGACGUCAAUGACGAAGCAUUUAUAAAGGCCCACAUCCUGCAAAAACCCGCUGGAGAACUUUUGAAUUUGGAACGUUACCCUUGACCUCAUCCAAACCUCAGCAAAGCCACAAAUGGGACUGUGCUCAGCGCCCCCCUGUGGACGCCUGCGACAUCACAUGCGAGUGUGUGCUUGUGUGUGUGUAUGUGUGUGUGUGUGUGUUGGGGGGUACACACUAAGGGCUAUAACCAAGUAAUGUGUCUGUGCAGCGUCUGCGUCUCGUUUGUGGAGGCAUGCUCGUUCUUUACUUCCCGUCGGUGGAGAGGGGACUCGACUUGCUUUAAAUCUUUCUUAACCUUAGUUUUUGUGACUUCAAAAUACACACAACAUACGUGUGUGCGUGCGUUUAUUACGAGGCCACCUGGAGGUCUCCAUUUCAAUAAAGUCACAUGACACAUUUGUCACGAUUACAACUCUUAAUUCAUGAUUUCAUGUCGAAAACGUCACCAAGCAAAAGAGCCGAUGCAAUCAAAUGGAGUGAUGAUGUCACAGCCAGUGAUGAUGAUGUCACAGAGUGCGUGUGUGUGUGUGUGCGUGUGUGCGUGUCGUCCAUUGUCAUAUCAACUUUUAAUGACAUGCAUCCACUGCGUCACUCGUCUUCUGAAGAGGACCGUGAAGGAGAAAAGAGGGACAUAAAAGAAAAUAUUUAAAAUGGGUUCCAUGCUGUCAUGCAUGUGCGCGUGCGUGCGUCAUAUUUAUUUAAAAUUUGUAAGAUACUCUGCAUACCUCAAAACUACGAGAUAUACUUAGAAUUACACCCUCCAAUGUUUUCUCUUUCCAGGAUGAAGGCCUCACUAACGUGUUUGUACAAAUCAUCAUGUUUGACAAUGAUAUCUACAAAUAAAUCCUUUUAAAGUAUCCUUGUCUAAUGCUUUUAAAGUAAAUAUAGUUAUCAAUAAGAACAUUUGACACAUAUAAUAUAUAGUAAAGAGCAUAAUGUGCUAAUUGUCACACACA